AGUCAGUCUGUCCAUCGGCGUUUUACAUUUUCUUGGGAAUUCCGCCGUUUAGUGCUUUUGAAGAUUAUUGCAAAGUAUGAAAAAUGGCUAUAAAUUUAGAAAAACAUAAACAAGACCUCAUUGCUGCGUGGAAAGAUGUUUUGGAUGAGAAAACAGAGACGAAUUGGGCAUUAUUUGGCUAUGAUGGAAUGUCAAAUGAUCUUAAAUUUGUCAGCAAAGGUGACGGAGGCCUUACAGAACUCAUCGAUGACUUUAACAGUGGGAAAAUACAAUAUGCAUUUUUAAAAGUCGACCUUCCCGACGGCACUAUAUCUAAAUAUGUUCUUAUCAACUGGCAGGGGGAAGGUGCACCUACAGUCCGUAAAGGUACAUGCGCGAAUCACAUCAAACAUAUAGCUCAGUUCUUUACUGGUUUCCAUAUGACAAUGCACGCAAGGACCGAGGAUGAUCUAGAAGAAAGAAUCAUUUUAGAGAAGGUGGCCAAAGCUGGAUCGGCGUUUAAUUUCAAGUCCAGCAGACAUGAGGAACUACCACCGAGCGGGCCUGUGGGCACGGCCUACCAUAAAGUUAAUCCAGUUCAAGAAAUAAAUUCCAAAGAAAGGGACCAAUUCUGGUUAAAAGAAGAACAAGAGGAGAAGAAACGAGUUGAAGCUGAAAGAAAGAGAAGGGAAGAGGAAAAGAAGAAAUCUGAAGAAGACGUCAAAAGAAGGGACGCGUUGGAGGCGGCUAAGAGAGCGACCGCUGAACAACAAAAGGCGGGCGGGGGCGCGCUGAGCGCGAGCGAGGCGCUGCGGCGCCAGCGCUCGGCCGAGGCGCGCCAGCUCAUCGGCGCCUCCACCGCCGCCGCGCGGAAGCUGUUCCAGCAGAACCUCGCGCAGGGGCAGAUCACCGCCAGAUCCAAUUCGAUACCAGAGAAACCGGUGCGCAGUUCGGUUAUAGCGCAACGAAUAAACACGUUCUCGCAAAACACAUCCCAGCCAGCUUCGCCGAGUCAUCCCAAAUCGCCCCCGGCAUCCGUGACCACUAAUCCCGUAGUUCCUACGUCGAUACCCAUCGCGGCUGCCAACAACGCAGUCCCGAUGACCGAAGAAGAAACGAUCCAGGCUCUCCUCGCGGAGGAGCCCCAGGAUCAACUUAAAACGAGCCCGCUUAAAAAUAUAGACAAAAUAAAAAUGAGCCUCGAGAGCCCGUCCCAGAUACAAUACGAGCCAAUCAUUGAUCCCGCGGAUCUGAGCCCGAGUACGGAGAACGAGGCCGGUUCGUUCAGCGCUAUCGGCUACUCGGAGUACCAAGAGAACUGCAAGGAUACCGGUCUGAAGCAGAGCGAGCCGAUGAUUAAACAGAAUAUUCUAGAAAACGACAUGUUCGACGCGUCGUAUUCGAGUUCCAAUGAGAACGAUGACGACGAUAGCGAUAAUAAGUUUAGUACGAUAAAGCGGUCGCCGUACAGCAAGAACGCGGACGAGAGGGAGCUCAGUCGACAGAAUACGGUCAUCGAGAAUGUCAACUACAAGAAGGAGAACGGAACUACAACGCUAGACGAUGUCUCUCCAGAGGGCAUGGAGGAAGAGAGCACCAUAUAUGAGGAUUUGGAUGACGACCCCGGACUCACCGCGCGUGCCCUCUACGACUAUCAAGCAGCGGACGAAUCCGAGAUAACGUUCGACCCGGGUGACAUCAUCACCCACAUCGAGCAGAUCGACGCGGGCUGGUGGCAGGGGCUCGGCCCGCACGGGGUGUUCGGCCUGUUCCCCGCCAACUACGUUGAGCUGCUGCCCUGCCAUCCGCGCUAACAGAGCCGCGUCCACACUUCAAUCGAGAUCCUUUCACCUCGACACCGACAAUUAAUGAACAGAGGCUACGUGCAUCCGCCUGAGGGGGUAACAUUAGAUAUUCUACCGUCAAAUACUCUAUAUUCUUGUUUUUAUAUUUGAGUGAGUAUCGCCAGUCACCUAGGAUAUAUUAUUUUUGAUUCCGAUGUUCGUCACCAGGUGGCCAAUUUGUUCAACUCACUUAUAAAAAUAAAUUAAAAUGGUAGACGCGAGGCGCGCAUUUUAAUCACAGGAUCAAAGUCGAAAGGUUUUUGAUUGAAAAUCUGUUCAGACGAUUGAAAUAGCUUAUUUAAUGGCAGUUAUUAGAUCGCAGAUUUGAUUCGUUUAGUUCAAUAGUUGAUCGAGUAAAAUCGAUUCAUUAAAUUCCGCUGUUAAUAUAUAAGAUAAAAUCGAACAAAUAAAGAUCACAUACAUUUUUUUUUGUCACGUGAAACGACAAAAAUGUGACUGGUUUUUCGUUAUUAUUAAUUAAACAAUAAGGAGUUUUUUUUAUCGAUUAUUAUGUUACGAAUGUUUGAAAGAUAUUCGGCCUAAGGACAGACCGUCUUCGUCGAAAUUGUAUUGCUUUAUGCUUACAUUAGCUACGAACAAUCAUUUUAUAAUAGACGUUUUUAUUUAAUUAUAAUAAUUGAUCUCUUUUGGAUUAUCGUUCGUUUAUUGUCCUAUGCUUAUUAUUGCAUUUAUAAACUUACUAUAUUAAUGUUAGUCAUUCUUAUAUGCAUUUUUUUAUUAAUUUAUACAUUUAAGUAUUAAUUAAUGUUUAUACUGAUUGUUUUUGAGUCUUCUUCAUGUUAGAGAAAAAAAUUUUGUAACAUGCUUUAUUAAAAUAUAAAUAUUAUAAAAACUAUAAGCUUAAUUUUAUCAAAGGUACUGUUUCUUAUUUUAAUGAGUUUUUCUUAUAUAAAAUUAUUGAAUGACAAUUUUAUUUAAUCAUUUAAAAGUAUUAUUUAUUCAAC
Molecule: messenger RNA, 2788 nt
Organism: Nymphalis io (European peacock)
Lineage: Eukaryota; Metazoa; Arthropoda; Insecta; Lepidoptera; Nymphalidae
Gene: Abp1
Product: drebrin-like protein B
Exons: 9
Coding region: 84-1793 (569 amino acids)
Biological process (GO): neuron projection morphogenesis; regulation of actin filament polymerization; positive regulation of axon extension
Cellular component (GO): postsynaptic membrane; dendrite; site of polarized growth
Molecular function (GO): actin filament binding
Source: RefSeq, a predicted model, not a curated record